Molecule: messenger RNA, 965 nt
Organism: Prunus dulcis (almond)
Lineage: Eukaryota; Viridiplantae; Streptophyta; Magnoliopsida; Rosales; Rosaceae
Product: vacuolar iron transporter homolog 4-like
Exons: 1
Coding region: 67-753 (228 amino acids)
Biological process (GO): intracellular manganese ion homeostasis
Cellular component (GO): membrane
Molecular function (GO): iron ion transmembrane transporter activity; manganese ion transmembrane transporter activity
Source: RefSeq, a predicted model, not a curated record
UUUCAGAAGAACACAUCCAUAAUCCUUAAUCCUUCCCCAUUAUCCACUUUUCUCAUUCAUUUUCCCAUGGCGCCAAACAGCCAAACAUCCCUUAACGAAGGCAAGUGUGCCAUCCCAAUCACCACAAACGACCUAGAACACCAACAAACCCUAGAUCAAAACGAGUUCGACUACUCAAAACGCUCCCAGUGGCUUCGCGCUGCUGUCCUAGGCGCCAAUGAUGGCUUAAUCUCAACGGCGUCGUUGAUGAUGGGCGUGGGAGCUGUCAAGGAAGACAUCAAGGCCAUGAUCCUAACUGGGUUCGCCGGACUAGUAGCCGGGGCAUGCAGCAUGGCCAUUGGAGAGUUUGUCUCUGUGUACUCCCAGUUGGACAUAGAGGUGGCUCAAAUGAAAAGGGACGAUCAGAACAAGCAAAAGACUCUGGCACAAGUGGCGGAAGAUGGUGAUAGCGAGGGAGACAAUGAAAAGGAGAGCCUGCCCAACCCGUUGCAAGCUGCGGCUGCUUCAGCUCUUGCGUUUUCAGUAGGGGCAAUGGUCCCAUUGCUAGCAGCUUCGUUCAUAAGGGAGUAUAAGGUGAGGUUAGGAGUUGUGGCUGCAGCUGUGAGCUUGGCUUUGGUGGUGUUUGGGUGGUUGGGGGCUAAAUUAGGGAAGGCACCAAUUAUGAGAUCAAUGAUGAGGGUUUUGGUUGGAGGUUGGAUGGCCAUGGCUAUAACCUUUGGGUUAACCAAGUUGAUUGGCUCUAGUGGGCUGUGAAACACCUUGAUCUCACAUCCAUUGUAACUGUGUUAUUAGAUGUUUCAUCUUUUUUAUGUUCCCUUUUUUUCUGCUUUUGGUUUUUGUGUAAUGAAAGAUGACAAGAUGUGUAUAGGGAGUGAGUUUUGCUAAUUUUCUUGGUGUAAGUUGAGCCUUAAAAGAAAGGAAACGCAUAGUAUUAUUGGGGAAUAAAAGUACUAAAGAUCACGCAC